Messenger RNA from Alnus glutinosa, 2943 nucleotides. RefSeq names its product patatin-like protein 6. The coding region runs from base 676 to 2079 and encodes 467 amino acids. The transcript has 4 exons. Gene Ontology annotation, biological process: lipid metabolic process. Lineage: Eukaryota; Viridiplantae; Streptophyta; Magnoliopsida; Fagales; Betulaceae. The record is from RefSeq and is a predicted model, not a curated record.
AUAAUAAAACAGACAUGCUCUGCAACUGUUGCGCUCUUGCCUCCUCCUCCCUACUCUUUGGCUUCUUUCGUUUUUGUUUUUGGUGCCGCUUGGUUGGUUGGUUAGUUGGUCCGUUGAUCUUUUUCAUGCAUUUGUUCAGAGCUCUCUUAGCUUUGGCGUGCUCUGCUGAAAGAAACAUAUCAGAGAAAAGAGAAAGAGAGUGGGUGGGAGGGCUUCGUGCGAAACCGCUGCUGAGGGCUGCUUCGUUCUCUGCUUUUGUUCCGGAGAACGAAAUGAUUGGGUAAAAGCGAGUGUUUGGUGGGAGGAAAAGCGUCGUUUGGAGGCUCUUGUAGUUGUUUGGGUGCGCUCUAUUGAAGGCGAUGAUGAGUUGGACAAAUUGUGUUGAGCAAUUCUUGUCAAUAUAAAGUGGAAUUUCGCGGGCGUGAAUUUCAAGGUCAAAAUUCUUGUUGCCGAAUUGAGCUGCGAUAAAACCUCUUUGCUGUUACUGCUCAGCCAUGUUUGAGAAAGCUUGAACUCUUGUAGCUUUUUAUACGAUUGGUUCGAGAAGUUUUCUUAAAGCAGUCCAGGUGGGCAUGCAAGGAAUCUUAAUAUCUAACACAGUAGCCGAAGAUUGAUUAGGUUCAUUUAAGAGCAAAAUCCAAAGCACUUCUUCUAUAUCAGAAAAACUUUGAGAGAAUGGGUUCGAAUCCUUCGGAAAUGCAGGAACCGAGCAUCGACACCGACAAGCUCAGCUACGAAAUUUUCUCCAUCCUGGAGAGCAAGUUCCUGUUUGGCUACGACGAUCAGAAGCUCUGGAUCCCCAAGCCCAUCGCUCCCGCGCCCACUGAAGUUCAGCUUCAAGCUCAGUCCCAACUGGCCGCCGCAGAUAAUAGCGUCUCGGCGAUCAAGAACCAGAGAGGCAAAGUCUGCAUUCUCAGCAUCGACGGCGCCGGCAUGCGAGGCAUUCUCUCCGGCAAAGCUCUGGCAUAUUUGGAGCACGCGCUCAAAUUGAAAUCCGGCAACCCGGACGCCAGAAUCGCCGAUUACUUCGACGUCUCGGCCGGCUCCGGCAUCGGAGGCAUUUUCAGCGCGAUGCUCUUUGCCACGAAGGACCAGAGCCGUCCGAUUUUCAAGGCCGAGGACACGUGGAGGUUUCUCGCUGAACAGGGGAAGAGGUUUUACCGCUCCUCCUCUGGUUCUAGCUCUAACGGCGGUGGUGGCUUCUUCCGACGGCUGAUCAGAGGCGGCUCGGGUAGCCCGACGGGCGCGUCCACGGCCGGUCUAGAGAAAGCGAUGAAAGAGGCUUUCACUGAGAACAACCGUACCUUGACGCUCAAGGAUACGUUGAAACCAGUUUUGAUCCCUUGCUACGACCUGUCCAGUACGGCGCCAUUUCUGUUCUCCCGAGCCGAUGCUCUCGAGACCGAUAGCUUCGACUUCCGCCUCUGGGAGGUCUGCCGCGCCACGUCAGCGGAGCCGAGCCUGUUCGAACCGGUCCAAAUGCGGUCCGUUGACGGCCAAAGCCGGUGCAUCGCGGUCGACGGCGGUCUAGCAAUGAGCAACCCGACCGCCGCGGCGAUCACACACGUGCUGCACAACAAGCAAGAGUUCCCAUUCGUGCGAGGAGUGGAGGACCUGUUGGUGCUCUCUAUAGGGACGGGUCAGUUGCUGGAGGUGAACUACGAGUGCGAUCAGAUCAAGAAUUGGAGGGCCAAGGAAUGGGCUAGACCCAUGGCUCGGAUCUCCGGGGACGGCUCGGCCGAGUUGGUGGACCAGUCUGUGGCCAUGGCAUUUGGCCAGUGUAGAAGCAGUAACUACGUGCGCAUUCAGGCAAAUGGGUCAAGCUUGGGGCGGUGUGGACCCAAUGUGGAUACAGACGCAAGUCCCAGCAAUGUAAAGAUGCUCAUUGGACUAGCAGAUGAGAUGCUAAAACAGAAGAAUGUUGAAUCGGUGCUCUUUGGAGGCAAGAGGAUUGGAGAGCCACGCAAUUUCGAGAAGCUUGACUGGUUUGCUGGAGAACUAGUGUUGGAGCAUCAGAGAAGGAGUUGCAGAAUAGCUCCCACUGUAGCUUUCAAGCAAGCUACACCAAAACACACCUAGACUACUGCCAACAACGUCACAACCAAUCUAAAGAAAUUGUGCAAAAGAUAUUUGAAAAAAAAAAAAAAAAAAAAAAAAAAAAAAACGAAGCAAUGAAGAAGAAAAGUAAUAUAAUAGCCAGCUUUUACUUUUUGGAAGUGAACAAGAGGAGGACAGGGAAUUCAAUGAAAAGGACAAGUAGUGUUAAAAGGGUGAAAGAUCUUAAUGGGAUACUUUGCCUGCUAGAGGACAGACAUUGUGGUGUCCACUCCACCUUUCUACAAUGGCAAGCAACCAAGAACAAAAGCAAGUUAGUUCAAGCUUUUGAAGGUCAAACAAGUAUCAGGUGUGAACCUUUAAUGUUUUGGUUGGGAAAAUUGUUUCCAUAUUUCUUCCCAAGCCUACUUUUUUUUUUUUACAUAGAGUUUUGCUUAUUGUUCUCCUUAAUUUCUCUGUUUUUUUCAUCCUAGCCUCAAGAAACUUGAGUGUGGGUGGUGGGCUACCUUUGUGAUGAAAACCCAGAAACAUGGCCAAAGUUAUUUGUCUGACUUUGGUCUUUAUUUUUUGUCCCUUUUUUUUUUUCUUUUUCUUCAAUAUAGAUGAUUGUAGUGGUGGAGAAGAGAUUGGAGAUUGGGUAUCUUUUUUAGCAGCCGACCAUUUCUCCUGAGAUUGGAAUUGGUGGAGGGCGACUAGUUGAUGGACCCUUUCUAAACAUUUACAUAUCUUUCUUUCUUUCUUUUUGUAUUUUCAACCUUUUAUUAUAGGUUUUGUGGGUCUACUUGAAUUUUCUAUCUCUUGAAAUGCUCAUUAUUACAGGAUUGUUAUAAGCAACUUGUAAAUUUCUGUAUGUUAAGAAGUGAUGGCGGUAGUUGAUGUUUGGCUCAA